Molecule: messenger RNA, 704 nt
Organism: Scutellospora calospora
Lineage: Eukaryota; Fungi; Glomeromycota; Glomeromycetes; Diversisporales; Gigasporaceae
Source: the annotation of a GenBank genome assembly
AUGGAUAUUCCAAGUUUUUGUUGUUAUAAAGAAUGUGAUACUUGUCAAGAUGCACCUUCAAAUUCUACAAGAAAUAAUUCAUUACUUAAUACCUGGAAUUCGAUUGAUCCUAUUACUUGUAGUAGUAAUAAAUAUCUAUCCACUGAUGGUAGUUCAUUAUGUAAAGAUAGUUAUCAUUGCUAUUAUGAGAGUAGUUAUCAAGUAUGCUCAAAUUCCAGAUCAUCAUCCUCUUCGUCUUCAUCAUGUAAAACACAAUGUGAUUGUACAUUAUGGGUGUGGGAUGUUAGAUGUAAAAUCAUAUGUCCAUUUUGCUACACAGUAGUAAUUGAAGUAAAAUAUGAUAUAUCUCAAGGUAUCGAGAUUUCUAAUGUUAUGAAUUUUUUCGAACAGGACAAGGAUACUUCAGAAAUUUACAUGAAAGGAUAUUCAUUAACAAUACCAGUAAAAUGUUUUUAUAAUCCAAAGAAUCUUUUGAAUGUAUUUUUUGAUGUUAAUUAUAUUGUGAAAAUAUGGGCAAUUGUUGGAUUAGUUACUUUUUUGUUUUAUUUGUCUUUAGUAGUGAUAUCUGCUCGUUUAUCAGCAGAAUAUCUUUCAGAUAUCCCAAAUCAUUGGAUAAAUUUUUUUGUAUGCUUUUGGUUCGGUACUAUACCAUCAAUAAUUUUUAUAUCUGUUUUACAUAGUCCCGGUGUGAACACAAAAGCUUU